Messenger RNA from Plasmopara halstedii, 1869 nucleotides. RefSeq lists its product as uncharacterized. The coding region runs from base 1 to 1869 and encodes 622 amino acids. NCBI's taxonomy places the organism in Eukaryota, Oomycota, Peronosporomycetes, Peronosporales, Peronosporaceae. The transcript has 2 exons. The record is from RefSeq and is a predicted model, not a curated record.
AUGGAGUCGCCAGAUAGUUCCAUAGUCUCUCGUAAGACUUGUUAUGCAGAAGAAAUGCUUCUCGAGGCUUAUAAUUUGGAGUGGGAAGCAAUUGAGCUACGAAGACAGAGACUAAAAAAAUCUUGGCAGCAGCUUUUAUUGAUGGAGCAAAUGGAAAAUGAGGAGCUGCAGUACAAUAGAUGUUUGCGAAAACUAAAGCGCCAAGAGCAGGAGAGGCGAGCACGUCAGCAGAUAGAGCGUGAACAUGAUGAGGCGCGACGUCGUGAGCGGGAAAAAGAGGUAAUGAUAUGUCUAAAGCGUGAGCAAGAGAAAGCAGAACGGCUCAAGAAUGAAAUGAUGAUCGCAGUUGGCAAAAGCCAGACAGACAUGCCGAGCAGAAAGAAGAAGACUAAGGCUACUGACCCUUCCGAUAUGAAGACUGAAGUGGAGUCAGAGAUGGCCCAGACAACGAAAACAGCACAGAUCAAACGAAUAACUCCUAUCAGUAUGCAGCACAAAGACGAUGACCUGGAUUCAGUCCAAAAACAAAAUAAUCGUAAUGGGAAUGAAAGCCCACCGCCAGAGUUACCAGACAAUGGUCUGCUUGAUUUGCUGUCACUAAACAAGGCUAGUGAUUCGGAAGAGGAUGAUGACUCGCCUUCUAUGGUGAAUUUGAUUCUACCAGUCCAACACGAGUCGCCUAAACGAGCGCAACUAUCGCCGAAGAAGAAAAAGAAAGUGACACCACAGAAGCGAUUGGCACGGCGACCAGGAGAACCAUCAUUAGAUUUUGAUUUUACAAAUGUCGAAGAAAGACAACAGAUGAAGGCGAUUGAAUCUGGAGCCCAAGAUAGCGACGAAGAGAGAGCUGAAGCUGAGAGUGAGCCUGAGCCACAAUCCGCAGUGCCUGUGCCCCCUUCAAAGAAACAUUUAAGACGGCGGAAGGAGUAUAAAGUAAAUGUUUCGGUAGACAAGGUGUCAAAGCCGGCUAACGCACUUGCAUUAACAGCCAAAUCGAAGCUAGUUAAAGCAAACUCUACAAUCGCAGGAGCUGAUAAGAAUGCCGCAGGUAAGAACGUGAAGCGAAUUAUCAGCAGAGAACUGCCAGCGCAGACCACGAAUUUAGCAAAAGGAGAUGGAGAUCUUACAACCCGAUUAUCGAAGAAAGUUAAUGAAAAGGGUGAGACGAUGUCAAUCAAACAACGACUAGCAAAUGCUGAGCUCCUCUCUCGAAUCAGCAAGAUGCAAGAGAUUACUACCCCGAAGGUCUUGGGCAGGAAAUCUAAUAAGAUUCAGAAGCAAGAAGUGCCAAAGACAGCGGCCGAUAAACGGGAAGACUUCCGCAAGGUUGUAAAAAAUCCAGCAGAGCGUAAUAUCAACCAACGCGACCAAAUGGUUGAAGACGGAGAUUUGAACAUCAGCUUGAACAGUAGUGGACUCAUUAGUGAUGCUGACGUUCCAGAAAAUUUGCGUGAUUCAUCUCGAAAGAGAAUGCGGGGUGCAGUGGAAGAUGACAUGACGCCCACUAAAAAGCUGCAAUUUCAAGAGAUUACAAAGCGUUUAGUUAAGUCUCCAAUGCCACGCUAUUUAAGGACUCCAACCCCAUUACUCUCCCCCAUGGCAUCAAGUCAUAUGAAGCCGAAAGCUGCAUCACCUGGACCUCGUCUCGCGAAUGCUCGCGACCCAAUCAAUACACGUCGACUCAAUUCAGCUCCUGUUCAGUCCCGAAAAGCCACGGAUGCUAACAGGUUUGGCAUUCCAGGAGGUGGUGCAAAGACGGCUGCAAAUGGAAAUUCUUUCUCUAUGUUUGAUGCGUUUGUGAAUAGCGGUAGUAAUGGCUUCAUUCCCAAGCUAAAAAUGAAAAAUCGAGACGUAUCACCGUCUGUAUAG